Messenger RNA from Monosiga brevicollis MX1, 1098 nucleotides. RefSeq lists its product as uncharacterized. NCBI's taxonomy places the organism in Eukaryota, Choanoflagellata, Craspedida, Salpingoecidae. Gene Ontology annotation, biological process: transmembrane transport. Gene Ontology annotation, molecular function: ATP binding; ATP hydrolysis activity; ABC-type transporter activity. The transcript has 9 exons. The record is from RefSeq and is a predicted model, not a curated record. Gene Ontology annotation, cellular component: membrane. The coding region runs from base 1 to 1098 and encodes 365 amino acids.
AUGCUCGUAUUGAUUGCCUAUGUCUUCCCGUGGUUCUUGAUUGCCUUGGUACCCAUUUUUACUUUCUUCUUCUGGCUCGUGCGCUAUUUUCGCCCGACGCAACGUCACAUCAAGCGCCUGGAUAACGUUAGCCGAAGCCCCCUUUUCUCCCAUCUUUCUGCAACGCUCCAAGGCCUGAGCACCAUUGCAGCCUUUCGCAAGCAGGACGACUUUUACAACGAAUUUGUCACACGCCUCACCACUAAUUCCAAGUUUGUAGCCAAGCCUUUGUUUUGCAUGUUUCAGUACACCACGCGUCUUAGUGCCGAGGUCGAGGGCCGAUUUAAUUCUGUGGAACGCCUGCAACAGACGAUCAAAAGCACUCCGCACGAGGACUUUUCCGGCGUUGAUCCCCCCACCAACUGGCCGGAAGAGGGCCAGGUUGAGUUUUGCGACGUGUCUGCACGCUAUCGUGCAGGUCUCGAGACGGUCCUCAAGUCCAUCUCUUUCAGCGUGGCGCCGCAACAGCACGUGGGCAUCGUGGGCCGCACUGGGGCGGGCAAGUCAUCGCUGACGCAGGUGCUAUAUCGCCUUUUGGAGCUCGAGGCGGGCCAGAUUCUAAUUGAUGGCCUCGAUAUUUCCACCAUCAAGUUGGACAUGUUGCGCUCUCGCCUGAGCAUCAUCCCUCAGGAACCUGUUUUGUUUGUGGGCACGCUGCGCUACAACUUGGAUCCCUUUGGCGUCUACGCGGACGAGCAAAUUUGGACCGCGUUGGAGCGAGCGCAUAUGCGGGAUGCCAUUCGUCGUUUGCCCGAGAAGCUGGAUGCGCCAGUUGUCGAAAACGGCAACAACUUUUCAGUCGGCGAGCGCCAGCUCUUGUGCAUGGCUCGAGCGCUGCUGCGCAACUCGCGCAUCUUGGUCCUGGACGAGGCCAGUAGUAGCACAGAUAGCAAGACGGAUAGCCUCCUCCAAACAACAAUUCGCACUUCGUUUGCGGGCUGCACGGUCUUGACGAUCGCACAUCGUCUGAACACGGUGAUGGAUUGCGACAUGAUCAUGCUCAUGGACCAUGGUACGUACAAGCAACACUGCAACGGGACUUAUCCGCCACCUGCCUGA